Cucumis melo (muskmelon) is the source of this 3087-nucleotide messenger RNA. Its product is annotated as ultraviolet-B receptor UVR8. NCBI's taxonomy places the organism in Eukaryota, Viridiplantae, Streptophyta, Magnoliopsida, Cucurbitales, Cucurbitaceae. The transcript has 6 exons. Bases 1591 to 2889 code for a protein of 432 amino acids. The record is from RefSeq and is a predicted model, not a curated record.
UCACCAUCCAAGAGACACCUCAUCUCUUUUAAAAACGUAUAGAUUUGGAAGGAGGAAGACACCUCUCAUAGGAUAAUAAAAAAGCAGGAAUUAUUCAUUCUCACUCCUCCGGAUAAAAGAAAAAAAAAAAUUCUCCCUUUAGUUUUCUUUGGGAGAAGAGAAAUUCUUGAAUCAUCCUAUAAUUCUUCUUUCUUCUUCAUCAUCUCUUCAUCUCAUAGCAGAAGUAGCAUCUGAUCGGAAAACCCACUUCAUCAUCAUCAUCAUCAUCAUCAUCAUCAUCAUCCAUUUUUUUUUAUCUAAAUUUAUAUCUAUGUUGGGAAAAUUCUUGGCGGAUGAAGUUGGGUUUUGAUGAAUUCUCGUUUUCAUGUAAUUUCCUUUCUGAAUCAUUACUAAUCGAUCUGCGAUGAUGAUUACAGUUAACAAUUGUUGAUUCUCUCAAGGGCUGGUUUCAUUUUAUGUUUUUUUGGGAGUUUGAUGGAAAAUAAUUUUGAUUUUGGAAACUGUGUGAUCUGGGUCUGAGGAGUUUUUGUGUUUUCUGAAAAGAAUUGUGAUGGAUCAUUGGUGGUGAUGUUAUUAUUUGUAAACCCUGUUCUGGGUCACUAAGGAUGACGAGAGUUUGAUUUUCAAGUAAUUGUUAUUGGUUUUUUGUUAGUGUCUCUGACUUUUGCUCCUUAUAUUGAGUUUGCGUGAACAGAUGUUUUUCCUCUCUUAUGGUAAUUCCUUCCUUUUUGGGUUCUUUUUGGUGUUGGAAUAUCCAUUCAUAGACGAUUGGUAUUCUUCCUAACAAUGCUUUGCCUUCUGCUCUGACUCAUUUUUCAUCAUCAUCUUCCUUAUUUUGUUUUCCAUUUCCUUAACUCGUUUUGUUUCAGAGUUUCUUGCCACUUUUUACUUGGCUUUGUUUUUGCUUUUCUUAAGCUCAAAUGGUAGUGAUCGAGUUGGCUUAUUUGGGUUUUGUUUCCACUUAGGGUUGUUUUUGGUUAACUAAUCUAGUCUUUGAUCUCUUUAACCUCUUUAACGUGGUUUGGAAAAGGGUAUUUGGGUUAAGAACUAAGUUUUUGAAAACUACAAGCUUCAAACGUCAAAGCAUCCAUUCAAGAGUGGAAGUUUGUUGAACAAUCCGGUUAAUCUAUAGCCAUCUAGACUCAUCUCCUGCCAAGUUUGGGCACUGCAAAGCCUUUGGCAGUGCCCAUGGAUGCCACAACGAGCGAAACGGCGGCGCUACAGUUCCAUAGCAUUCCUGAUCAAUCAGUUUCUACUAUUGUCACCAGUGCAACAUCGACAUUCCCACAACCGAAACGACAUUGUUUUGGGGAAUCUGACCCAGGUGAAUUCCCCUUAGCCGCCAAUCCCUCCAUUGUUCUUCAUGUAUUGACGGCUUGUAACUUGGAUCCUCAGGACCUUGCAAAGUUAGAGGCAAGAUUUUUCAUUUCCCUUGUUUUGAUUUUCCAACAUUGUUGUAACUCUAGGAUUGAUAAUGCUGCUGAUUGAUUUUGGUUGUGUGUGUUGCAGGCAACAUGUUCAUUCUUUAGACAGCCUGCAAACUUUGCUCCUGACUAUGAAUUGUCGAUUUCGGAGCUUGCUGCAUUAGAUAUGUGCCGAAAGAGAGCCAUAUUCAAACCUAUGACACCAGAACAGCAUCAAGCAUUGAAGCAAAGAUGUGGUGGCUCCUGGAAACUGGUAUUGAGGUUUUUAGUGGCUGGAGAAUCAUGUUGCCGAAGGGAAAAAUCCAUGGCAAUUGCUGGACCCGGCCACAGCAUUGCGGUCACUUCAAAAGGAGCUGUUUACUCUUUUGGAUCCAACAGCUCUGGACAGCUUGGACAUGGUACAACUGAAGAGCAAUCACCCCCUCGCCUUGUCAGAUCUCUGCAAGGAAUUCGAAUAAUUCAAGCAGCAGUAGGGGGUGGGAGGACAAUGUUAAUCAGCGACGCCGGCCAUGUUUAUGCAUUUGGCAAGGAUUCAUUUGGUGAAGCUGAGUAUGGAGCUCAAGGAGCUCAAGUUGUUACUACACCAAAGUUGGUUGAAUCCCUGAAGGAUAUAUUCGUGGUGCAAGCUGCAAUUGGAAAUUUCUUUACUGCUAUAUUAUCAAGAGAAGGUACUGUGUACACAUUUUCUUGGGGGACUGACAGUAGGCUCGGUCAUCAUACCGAACCAAAUGACUUGGAACCCCGACCCCUGAAAGGAGCAUUAGAAAACAUUCCAGUUGUUCAAAUUGCUGCUGGAUAUUGCUAUCUUCUCGCUCUAGCUUGUCAUCCUAGUGGCAUGUCAGUAUACUCAGUUGGAUGUGGACUGGGUGGAAAGCUUGGUCAUGGUUCAAGGACCGAUGAGAAACACCCACGACUUAUUGAACAAUUUCAGCUCCUGAAUCUCCAGCCAGUCGUGGUUGCUGCUGGUGCUUGGCAUGCAGCUGUUGUAGGUCGUGACGGCCGAGUUUGUACGUGGGGUUGGGGUAGAUAUGGGUGCCUGGGUCAUGGGAAUGAGGAAUGUGAGUCUUCCCCUAAGGUGGUGGAAGCAUUAAUCAAUGUCAAGGCUGUUCAUGUUGCUACAGGAGAUUAUACAACAUUCGUAGUAUCUGAUGAUGGUGACGUGUAUUCUUUCGGUUGUGGAGAAUCAGCUAGUCUCGGGCAUAACGUUGUCGUUCCCGAGGAACAGGGGAAUCGACAACCGCACGUUUUAAGCCCAGAACUAGUCAGGUCCCUGAAGCAAAUUAACGAACGGGUAGUUCAGAUUAGCCUCACUAAUUCAAUUUACUGGAAUGCACACACCUUUGCAUUGACAGAGUCGGGUAAGUUGUAUGCAUUUGGCGCUGGAGACAAAGGACAGCUCGGGGUUGAACUUGCGAAUCAAACCGAAAGGGGAAAUCCAGAGCGAGUUGACAUUGAUCUAAAUUAACCAAAAAGAAGAAAUUCAAUAACUUUCUAUAUGCUAAUGGUUAUGCCAUUGCAUUUUAAUCACUUAGAUUUGGCAAAUGAAAUUAUUAAUUUGUAAAUAGGAAGGGAAAAAAACCAAGAAAAAAAAAUUGUGAAUGGUUUUAUGGUUGUUAUAUUUGGAUGGUAAAUGGAUGGGUCAGGUUCUUUUGUAGGUUUUCAA